AUGUUUUUAGAAAUGGCCAAAAAGAUCAAUAUAAACGUCAAUUUGGAAGACUAUACGAAAUUGGACAAAAUCGGUGAAGGAACGUAUGGCGUCGUGUACAAAGCUCAACACAAAGAAACGAACCAAUUGGUAGCGAUCAAGAAAAUACGACUUGAGUUUGAAGAUGAAGGCAUCCCUGCAACGGCAAUACGUGAAAUUUCAAUGCUACAAGAGCUUGCAAAUCCAAAUAUUGUCGAAUUCAUAGGGAUUUCACUGCAGGUAAUGUGUCCACGUCGAGUUGCCCAGAUCAACUCACAGCGCGCGGCGGCUUCUGGUCAGACGUCUCGUCGUGCGACAUGCUGUUCGGAACCAUCGCCUAUCACCCCUGCGCAGGACGUAGAUAGCGACCUACCUAACGGUUCAUUGCAGGAAAGCCGUCUUUACCUUUUCUUCGAGUUCAUUAUGAUGGAUUUGAAAAAAUAUCUCGAUCAAAUACCAUCAGAAGAAUAUCUUCCGAAGAAGACUGUGCAACGUUUUGCCUUCCAGAUCUGCCAAGCGAUGUGCUUCAUGCAUCAGCGUCGAGUGCUUCAUCGUGACAUGAAGCCACAGAAUCUGCUCGUUGACGAGAAGGGAGUCAUCAAAGUGGCUGAUUUUGGCUUGUCGCGCUCGAUAAACAUUCCAGUACGGAUUUAUACACAUGAGAUUGUAACUCUAUGGUACCGCUCUCCGGAAAUCCUUCUCGGAGCUCAACGCUAUGCUGCCGCUGUCGACGUUUGGGCAAUUGGUUGUAUUCUGGCGGAGAUCGUGCUUAAAACAUCGCUGUUCAAAAGCGAUUCAGAGAUUGAUCAGCUCUUUCAAAUAUUCCGGUUACUUGGCACCCCGACCGAGAAGCAAUGGCAUGGUGUGAUGAAAAUGCCCGAAUUCAAGACUAGAUUCCCUAAAUGGACUAAGAAUCAAUUGGAGGAAAAAUUGAAACCGUAUUGCGAUGCUACAAUGAUAAACUUGAUUCAGGCAAUGCUGAAGUAUGAUCCAGCUCUACGAAUCUCUAUGAAGGGAGCGCUAAAUCAUUCGUAUUUCAACGAUAUUGACACCAGUGACAUCCCUGCAGGAAACUAUCGUGGCGAAAUCUACGGCUCAUAA
Haemonchus placei is the source of this 1119-nucleotide messenger RNA. NCBI's taxonomy places the organism in Eukaryota, Metazoa, Nematoda, Chromadorea, Rhabditida, Trichostrongylidae. The record is from the annotation of a GenBank genome assembly.